AUGGCAUCAUCAAACCAAUUGUCUGACUCUCAGACUCCGACCGGGACAUUCACAAUCCACUACUUCGCCACAGCAUCCCAAUACACAACAAAAAACACCGAGCGCCUCCCUGCGCCACUACAACUUUCAUUACUCUUCCCUCUCCUUGAGGAACGAUAUCCCGAAAUCAGAGAGAAAGUUCUCGUUAGCUGUGGUGUCAGUCUUGAGGGCGAAUACGUCGAUAUCGAGGAGGAUGCGACAACUGUGAUCCAAGCUGGGAAUGAGGUGGCUAUUAUCCCACCUGUGAGCUCGGGAUAG
Messenger RNA from Penicillium malachiteum, 297 nucleotides. RefSeq names its product Molybdopterin synthase sulfur carrier subunit. The record is from RefSeq and is a predicted model, not a curated record. The transcript has a single exon. Bases 1 to 297 code for a protein of 98 amino acids. Lineage: Eukaryota; Fungi; Ascomycota; Eurotiomycetes; Eurotiales; Aspergillaceae. Gene Ontology annotation, biological process: Mo-molybdopterin cofactor biosynthetic process. Gene Ontology annotation, cellular component: cytosol.